Molecule: messenger RNA, 663 nt
Organism: Pleuronectes platessa (European plaice)
Lineage: Eukaryota; Metazoa; Chordata; Actinopteri; Pleuronectiformes; Pleuronectidae
Gene: scn1bb
Product: sodium channel, voltage-gated, type I, beta b
Exons: 5
Coding region: 1-663 (220 amino acids)
Biological process (GO): regulation of heart rate by cardiac conduction; cardiac muscle cell action potential involved in contraction; sodium ion transport
Cellular component (GO): voltage-gated sodium channel complex
Molecular function (GO): sodium channel regulator activity
Source: RefSeq, a predicted model, not a curated record
AUGGCAUCACAGCUCCUGCUCCUCUCUCUGCUCUGCACGCUGUUCGUGCACCAGAGCCAUGCGGCCUGCGCAGAGGUGGCCUCGGACACCGAGGCAGUGGCAGGCAAGGGCUUCAAGCUGGGCUGCGUCUCCUGCAAGCUGAGGAGCGAGGUGGAGAGCACAGCCAUUAUCGAAUGGUACUUCAAGCCCAAAGGAGAAGCCGACUUUUUCCCUAUCUACACGUACGGCAGUGGAAUCGCCACCAUCGAGCACGAGGACUUCAUCGACCGCGUGGACUGGAACGGCAGCAAGACGAGCAACGACAUCCAGGAUGGAUCCAUAUACGUGCUCAACAUCACCUUCAACGACACGGGGACCUUCCGCUGCUACUUCAACCGCAUCCUCAUCUACCCCAACCACGAGUACAGCACUCUGGUUAGCAAACUGGUCCACCUCACCGUGGUGGCUAAAGCGACCAGAGGAACCGCUUCCAUCGUGUCAGAGGUCAUGAUGUACGUGACCAUCAUCGGGCUGCAGGUCUGGCUCCUCAUAGAGAUGAUUUACUGCUACAAGAAGAUCUCAGCGGCCGGGGAGGAGGCGCUACGAGAAGCGGCAAAUGCUGAAUAUUUAGCAAUAGCCUCGGAGGGUAAAGAUAACUGUGCCGGCGUGCAGGUUGGAGAAUAG